CGCCGUCAACGUCAACCUCGAGUCCAGCCUCGACUCUGUCCUUCAUACCAUUAUAAGUGCUAGAGCCAUCGUGCACUUUACAGCCCAUUCGCCCUGUAGAGGUCUCGCGCCUCUUCCCAUCCAGUGUACUACUACCUCCCGUCUCCUCCGGAGUUGCCAUGGCCAUGAUGAAGCCGAGUAGUAUGGAGUUGUCCCUCGAUCAAGCAUGUCGUCGGGAAACGCCACGCCUACGCCCGCGGUAGACGGCACAGCCGUGAAGGAGAAUGAAAUUCGCUCGACAGCCGUAUUUGGAGAAAACCAGACUUACAAUGAGGAGGCGCUUGAUAAUUCCCGACGGGCAGGCGGCACGUCCGUGCCUCAACGACUUACGUAUUAUCUCAAAAAAGUCGAGGACCAACUGGUCGAGUACAGUCUCGAGGCUCGGGGGAUAGAACGAGUGCAGGAGCACGAGCGCAUCCCGAAAUUAUCCUGGAUCUCGUAUCUGCAGGUCUUUUUGCUCUGGAUGUCAGUCAACCUGGCAGCGAAUAAUAUCACGCUUGGGAUGCUAGGCCCGGCUGUGUACGGCCUUAGCUUUCUGGACUCUGCUCUAUGUGCUGUUUUCGGAGCGCUUGUUGGCUCGACGGCGUCCUCAUGGAUGGCUACUUGGGGCCCUAUAUCUGGAAUUCGGACUAUGGCCUUUGGGCGUUAUACUAUGGGAUGGUGGCCUAGCAAACUUAUCGUGAUACUGAAUCUCAUUCAGAUGAUCGGAUAUUGCCUGAUCAAUUGUGUGGUUUGCGGGCAGAUCCUCUCCGCUGUGUCCCCGAAGGGAAGUCUAUCAGUUGCAGUGGGAAUUGUGAUCAUCGCUGUCAUUAGCUGGAUUAUCGCCACGUUUGGAAUCCGAAUUUUCCAUUAUUAUGAACGCUUUGCAUUCUUACCCCAAGUCAUCGUGGUGUGCAUUUUGUUCGGCGUAUCUGGUUCAAAGUUUGACCUAUCUACGCCAUCUCAGGGAGACACUCGUACCAUAGUCGGGAAUCGACUUUCGUUCUUUUCUCUGUGUCUCAGUGCCGCGAUCACCUAUACACCACUAGCAGCCGAUUUCUUUGUCUACUACCCUGAGCGCACAUCCAGAAUCAAGAUCUUCUCGCUCUCGCUUUUUGGUCUCCUCACAUCCUUCACCCUCGCCUUCCUCUGCGGGAUUGGCCUCGCAUCUGGCAUAACCGCACACCCCGAAUACGCAACCGCCUAUGGCAAUGGCCAAGGUGCGCUCAUCGUCCAAGGUUUCAGCCCCCUCCAUACCUUCGGUAAUUUCUGCUCCGUGAUUGUCGCCCUCGGCCUCAUCGCCAACGCCAUCGCACCGACCUACUCUGCGGGCGUCGACUUCCAAAUUCUAGGCCGGUAUGCUGAAAAAGUGCCCCGUGCGAUCUGGAACACCUUCGGCGUCGUAAUAUACACCGUAUGUGCCCUUGCGGGCCGCAGCCACCUCGCAGAUAUCUUCACCAACUUCCUCGCGCUUAUGGGCUACUUCGUCGCGAUCUGGCUCGCAAUCGUCCUCGAGGAACGGUUCAUCUUUCGCCGUGGAGGAUCCGGAAACGGUUAUAACUGGGCUGUCUGGGAUGAACCGUCCAAGCACCCUGUUGGCAUUGCGGCGCUGAUUGCGUUCUUAGUUGGUUGGGCUGGUGCUAUCCUAUGUAUGGCGCAGGUUUGGUAUAUUGGGCCUUUAGCGGGAUUGGUGGGGGAGUAUGGUGCUGAUAUGGGUAACUACGUCGGGUUCUCAUGGGCUGCCUUGGUCUACCCGCCUCUUCGAUAUAUCGAACGGAGACGGUUCGGCCGGUAGAUGCUCUCUACCCUGAGCACCGCCCAAUAUAUAAUAGAGCCGAUACCUCAUCAGUAUAGCUGGGAGAUUACGGCCUGUUGGGCGUUCAUAACUCACCAGCAACAUGAUCCAUUGAGCAUUGAAGCAAGAGGCCAUAGAAGAUAAAAAAGAAAAGGACAGCUUUGCCCUGAGACCGGGGGUGAACCUUCCUUGGAGUUGGAGGUGACCUUAGACAAGGUUAAAGUUCAACCAUCUAAGGUUCCAGGCUGGGUGCGCCUUCCCGGUUUCACUUGCGGCCCUUCCCGCCGUUGUUCCUGCCGGUUUGGUAUAGAUAUAUAUAAUUCGUAUGAGCGUAUUAUAAUGGAAACUACCUACGGCAUGGUCGCAUUUCCCCCUGUGUUUAGUAGUUACCCGAUAGGACCGUUCAAGAAGAAAUAGGCAGGG
This is a messenger RNA of Aspergillus versicolor CBS 583.65, 2236 nucleotides long. RefSeq names its product purine-cytosine permease family protein. Gene Ontology annotation, cellular component: fungal-type vacuole membrane; plasma membrane. Gene Ontology annotation, molecular function: transmembrane transporter activity. The record is from RefSeq and is a predicted model, not a curated record. Bases 206 to 1813 code for a protein of 535 amino acids. The transcript has 8 exons. NCBI's taxonomy places the organism in Eukaryota, Fungi, Ascomycota, Eurotiomycetes, Eurotiales, Aspergillaceae. Gene Ontology annotation, biological process: transmembrane transport.